GUCAUAAUAUGUCACAGAUCCCAGGGGAAGUCGUGACAUCCUGUACACCAAAGUACACUGCCACGCACCACCAAGUGGCCCAUACUUAAGCCACAGCACAACCGUUCGGACCCCCAUCAUUUGCUGAGCGCACGUCCUCCCUUCAUCUUGGUUUCUGCUAGCUCGCAUUGUUUCCAGGACGGAGCCUGACUGUCAUCAUGUCGUUCGCUGCUCUAAUGGCGCUAAGCGCCUCUCAGACUAAGGAAUCUCAAAGCGCCGUCCAAAGUGUACUGUUACAGCGCCAGCGCAACGAGGAGCUCCAACGGAAAAAGCGGGAGGAGUCUGAGAGAAAGGAGCGAGAACAAGCUGCGAAGCUUCGACAGAAGAGAUUUGAGGACGAGAAGAAGGAGCAAGAAUUGCAGCUCAAGAGAGAAGCAGAAGUGAAACGCACGCAGGAAGAGCAGGCAAGGCGAGAGGAGGAACAACGCAAUGCGUUGCUUUAUGGUCCCAAGAGGGCCAAGUUAGGCUCUAAGUGGCCAUCGUCCAACGGAACCUCGAAGGAGGACGUUCGCAAGCGCAGAUUACCGUCCGAUGAGGAGAAUGGCUCUCGUUCCGGCUCUCCAGCAAUGGCUCUCACCCGUGAGGAGAAACGACAGCGCAGAGUCGAAAGUGAAAUGCGCAGGGGUUAUGCAAUGAAGCGGGCCGCCACAUCCUCCGGCUACCACAAAGUUGGCAGGCGGCUUCCAGGAGGGGCUAUCGACGCCACGUCAGCGCCAAACUCAGACAACUGUAACAGCUCGCAGUCCGUCAAGGCCCGCCUUGCCGCACUCCCUAAUACAUUGACGAAGCUCAAUGUCCAUAAGCGAGACACACGGACCAUAGACGAGAUUUUGCAGGACAGAGCCAAGGCGAAAACCGCCACAUUGGACGGUGACGACGCCAAAGAGUUUAAUGACUGGUUUGGCAAGGGGAAGAAGGAUGCAGGAAAGAGUAGUGCUCAGGCAUCUACGGCUGCACCGUCUAGAGCAUCUUCUGGCUCUAAUUCCCCUGGACCUUCAGCCGCCAGGUCAGCCAACUCUGGCACGCCAAAGAGCUCAAGUGCUCCGAAAUCUGCUGUCUUGUCGUUUUCAAAAACUUCGCACUCCAAGGGUGCAGAUAGCUCACAGUCACUAAAGGCUGAUGUGAAAUUCAAGCCGACUUCAAGCUCUACUCUAUCAAUGAAGUCACAGGCCUGCAAGCCUUUAUCUACAGCACGCCUUGCGGGGCCGACCAAAAAACGACCUCGAUCCCCGUCAUCCUCGCUAUCUCCUCCUCCUCCAAAGAGGCGUCCUGCCUCAACUGAAGUGGAAUCUUACAGCACUGAAAUUUGGAAACUAUUUGGCAAGGACCGCCGUGCGUACGUUGAGCAGGAUGUGUAUAGCGACGAUGAGGAUAUGGAAGUUGGUGCCGGCGUUCUUGAGAAGGAGGAGCAAAGAAGUGCGCGUCUGGCCAGAAAAGAAGACGAAGCGGCCCUCGAGCAGGAGAAGCGCCACGAGGAAGAGAAACGCCGCAAGAAGAAGGAAAGGGAAAUGAGGGAGAGGCGGGGAUAAGGUUUUCUGACAUCGGCAUGCUAUAUUUCAUGGACAUUUCAUACCCUCAUGGAUAGUGGAACCUAUCCCGUUGUCUUUCUUGAU
Molecule: messenger RNA, 1652 nt
Organism: Suillus clintonianus
Lineage: Eukaryota; Fungi; Basidiomycota; Agaricomycetes; Boletales; Suillaceae
Exons: 3
Coding region: 198-1568 (456 amino acids)
Biological process (GO): regulation of DNA-templated transcription; nucleosome assembly
Cellular component (GO): nucleolus
Molecular function (GO): histone binding; DNA binding
Source: RefSeq, a predicted model, not a curated record